ACACCUCUGCCAUCGCUGUGCUGAGUGCGGCCUCGCUCGUUCUCUGUCGGUUGGAUUGCGUCGCUCCGCCUCCCUGACUGGCAGCUCACCCGGUGUGUAGAGCCGGCUCGGUGCGACUUGAACGGUCCCCUCCUGAUACCCGGUCGGUUCCGGCGACAUGGAGUUCGUCCCCCCGCCGGAGUGCCCGGUGUUCGAGCCCAGCCGCGAGGAAUUCGCCGACCCGUUCGCCUUUAUUAAUAAGAUUCGGCCCAUAGCGGAGCGCACCGGGAUCUGCAAAGUGCGACCGCCGCCGGAUUGGCAACCUCCAUUUGCUUGUGAUGUGGACAAACUGCACUUCACUCCACGUAUCCAAAGACUUAAUGAACUUGAGGCUCAAACCAGGGUAAAGUUGAACUUCUUGGACCAGAUAGCCAAGUUUUGGGAAUUACAGGGAUGCACUCUGAAAAUACCUCAUGUUGAACGAAAAAUACUCGACUUGUUUCAGCUAAACAAGCUGGUAACGGAUGAAGGAGGUUUUGAUAUAGUCUGCAGGGAUAGGAAGUGGACAAAAAUAGCUGUGAAAAUGGGAUUCUCCACAGGAAAAGCCAUUGGGUCCCACAUUAGAGGCCAUUAUGAACGCAUUCUUUACCCUUACACAUUGUUUCAGUCUGAAACAAGCUUGCUGUCUCCAGACACCAAAAUGCCUGGAUAUAUGGAUGAUGCAGACACAGAUAAGAAGCCAAAUCUUGCCCCAGAUGUGAAAGACAAGGAAUACAAACCUCAUGAUAUCCCUCAAAGGCAAUCUGUCCAGCAUUCAGAAAGCUGUGCCCCUGCUAGAAGAGCUAAACGUACGAAAGCAGAGGCUAUAAGGGUUAAAACUGAACCGGAAGAGACCCCUGAAUUAAGACCUCGAACUUUGCGCCGCAGGAUGGGAUCUACACCUUCUGUCUGUGAUAAUGAUCAAACUGUGCAUGUGAAACAAGAGCCAGUGGAAGCAGUUAUAGAGAAGCCAAAACCAAAACCCAAAAAGAGCAGAAGUCCAGUGGAUUUAUAUGUUUGUUUCAUUUGUGGGAGUGGAAAUGAUGAGGACCGUUUACUCCUUUGUGAUGGUUGUGAUGACAGUUACCACACCUUUUGUCUUAUUCCUCCUCUCAAUGAUGUACCCAAAGGUGACUGGAGAUGCCCAAAAUGUUUGGCACAGACUGUGUGCAGGGAAGAUCAGCAUCUGAACCAAAAGAAGGUGGAGGCUGAUAGACUGAAGGAAUGCAGUAAGCCACAGGAAGCAUUUGGGUUCGAGCAAGCUGCCCGGGAUUAUACUCUACGUAUGUUUGGAGAGAUGGCCGAUAACUUCAAAUCUGACUAUUUUAACAUGCCCGUUCAUAUGGUGCCCACAGAGCUGGUAGAGAAGGAAUUUUGGCGAUUAGUAAGCACCAUAGAGGAGGAUGUUACUGUUGAAUAUGGAGCAGACAUUGCAUCUAAGGAAUUUGGAAGUGGAUUUCCUGUUCGGAAUGGCAAGUUUCGUGUCAAGCCAGAAGAUGAGGAGUACCUUGAUUGUGGCUGGAAUCUAAAUAAUAUGCCUGUGAUGGAGCCUUCAGUGUUGACCCAUAUAACUGCUGACAUCUGUGGAAUGAAGUUGCCAUGGCUUUAUGUGGGCAUGUGCUUUUCCUCCUUUUGUUGGCACAUUGAAGACCACUGGAGUUAUUCGAUCAAUUACCUGCACUGGGGUGAGCCAAAGACUUGGUAUGGAGCUCCUGGAUAUGCUGCAGAACAGCUAGAGGACGUGAUGAAGAAACUAGCUCCAGAGUUGUUUGUUGCUCAGCCUGAUCUACUCCAUCAGUUGGUCACCAUUAUGAAUCCCAAUACACUGAUGGCUCAUGGUGUACCGAUAUAUCGAACCAAUCAGUGUGCAGGAGAAUUUGUUAUAACAUUUCCACGUGCUUAUCACAGUGGUUUUAACCAGGGCUUCAACUUUGCUGAGGCUGUGAAUUUCUGCACAGUGGACUGGCUGCCUCUUGGUCGUCAGUGUGUGGAACAUUAUCGGCACCUUAACAGAUAUUGUGUCUUUUCACACGAUGAGAUGAUUUGCAAGAUGGCUUCUAAAGCUGCAGAACUGGAUGUUGUUCUUGCAUCUUCCGUACAGAAAGAUUUAGCCAUCCUGAUUGAAGAAGAGAAGGCUCUUCGUGAGGCAGUUCGUAAAAUGGGUGUUGCUGAAUCUGAAAAGAUUGAUCUGGAGUUAUUAGCAGAUGAUGAGCGGCAGUGUCUAAAGUGUAAGACAACCUGCUUCACAUCGGCAGUGUAUUGUUCUUGCACGCCUAGCAGUCUUGUAUGUCUGUACCAUAUUGAUGAACUCUGUUCUUGUCCCCCGCACAAGUAUAUUUUAGGGUAUCGCUACUCUCUUGAUGACUUGUAUCCCAUGAUGAAUGCUGUGAAGUUACGUGCAGAAUCCUAUGAUGCUUGGGCUUUCGAGGUGGUUGAUUCUCUUAAAGCAACAGCCAGUAAAAAGAGCCUCCCCAGUCUUCGAAUUCUUAUGGAAGAAUCUGAAUCUAGGAAAUUUCCUGAUAAUGACCUUUUGCGACACUUGCGUACUGUUGUGCAAGAUGCGGAGAAGUGUGGAACUCUUGCACAGCAACUGCUGAAUGGAAAACGCCAAACCAGGUUUCGGUCAGGGGGUGGAAAGUCUCAGAAUCAGAUAACUGUUGCUGAACUCAAGUCUUUUGUAAAGCAGCUACAUUCUCUUCCAUGUAGCAUCAACCAGACACCUCAGCUCAAGGACCUCCUAAACCGAGUGGAGGAAUUCCAAACGUGCAGUCAGAAGCUUUUAUCAACAGAUAUGCCCAGAUCAAGUGAUUUGCAGCAGCUUCUUGAUUCCAGCUUUCAGUUUGACCUGGAAUUGCCUUUAGAAAGUUUGCGAGAGCGCCUGGAACAGGUUCGCUGGUUAGAGGAACAACGGCAAGCCUGCCAGGAUCCUGGGACACUGACACUGGAUGUUAUGAGGAGACUUAUAGAUUUGGGUGUUGGCCUGGCUCCUCAUCCUACUGUGGAGAAAGCAAUGGCUGAGCUUCAGGAGCUCCUGACUAUGUCAGAACAUAUGGAUGACCGGUGCAAAAGUCUACUCAAAGCAAGGCCCCGACAAAAUCUUAGUUCUGUGACUGCUGUCCUUCGGGAAGCAGAAAGUGUCCCCGUUUACCUUCCAAGUGUGGAGUCCUUAAGGGAUGCUGUUGAAAGAGCUCGAGAAUGGCUGCAGAAGGUGGAGACUUUGCAGACUGGACCUAGAGUUCCUGUUCUGGAUGGAUUGGUUGAACUUGUGAAUCAGGGUAGAGCAAUUCCUGUACAUCUUGGUCCUUUGCCAAGACUUGAAGCCCUUGUGGGUGAAGUCCAUUCCUGGACGGAGUGUGCCACUAGCACAUUUUUAACAUCUAACUCGCCCUACACUUUGUUAGAGGUUCUCUGUCCUCGAAGUGAUGUUGGCUCUCCAGGUUUAAAAAGAAAAAUGAGAAAGAUAAAGGAGCAGACAGCUUCAGGGGGGAAGAAGAAAUACCCAAAGCCAGAUGGCCUACUAGAGCUUGAGAAAGCUCUGAAUGAAAGUAAAGACACUGCUACUGCUAUGGCAAGUCUGGGUCAAGCAAGACUGCAUGAGAUGGAGUCUUUACAUGCUGUACGCAUGUCUAAUGAGAACAGAAUCUUGUCAAGGGAAGAGCCAAGUGACUGGAAAGUGUGCAUAUGUCAGGGCGCACCCGUUGCUCCCAUGAUCCAGUGUGAGCUUUGCCGAGCCUGCUUCCACUCUAGCUGCAUUACUGCGCCAAAGCAUGGAUCCCAAGUCUGGCUGUGUCCACAAUGUCACCGCUCAAAGAAACCACCUCUAGAAAAGAUUCUCCCUCUAUUGGCAUCUCUACAACGUUUACGUGUUCGACUACCAGAGGGAGAUGCCCUCCGCUAUCUUAUUGAGAGGACAGUGAACUGGCAGCAUCGGGCACAACAUAUGUUGUCUUCUGGAGAAAUAAAACUGGCACAAGAAAGGAUCAGCUCAAGUCAGUUCUACAACAGAUGGCAAGCCACUGCUGGGCAGCUGACAGAGACUUGUAAUGUGUCACAAAGUGUUGGGGCCACAUCUUUUUCUUUGCCCCAUGAGUGGGACAACAGGACGGCAUACAUCACCUCUCCAUUUUCUCCUGGGCGUAAUUGUAUCCCUCUAAACAGUCUGAAUGGGGAGCUAGAUGAGUUACUGAUGGAAGCUCAGCUUUUACAAGUCUCGCUUCCUGAAGUACAAGAAUUGUAUCAGGUGCUCAUGACCCAACCAAGCACAACAAACCCAGAGAGCAACCUAACUCUCUCAGGAAAAGACCGGGGACCCAAUAAACAGCAGGGAACAGAAUGGAAUGCGGCACGUUCUGAGGCGGUGUACUGCAUGACCAAGAAGGAGAGGUCAGACAGCACAGAGAAGAAGUUGAAGAGGCGUCAUGAAGGUAUAGAGAGGAGGAUGAGGAAGACACCAGCUCCUCGAAAAAAGAGGGUGAAAACGCUACAGUCCAAAGGCUUAUGCAGUAGAGAGCAACGGCUUGAUAGAGACAGUGACUCAAAUAGUUCUUUCACAUCUGAAUCAGAGGAUGAAAAUGCAAUUUGUCCAGCAGAUCAUUGCAUGGAACCAGAAGGAGAUGAGGUUCAUUGGGUGCAAUGUGAUGGAAGCUGUAAUCGUUGGUUUCAUCAAGCCUGUGUUGGUCUUUCUGCUGAAGCUGCUGAGAAGGAGGAUUACGUGUGUGCCCACUGCAUUGAUGCAAUUGCCGCUACACACAAAUGAAGUUCUCCACUCAGAUUUGACUGUACUGCUCCCAGGACUUCAGGAUUUUUUCCUCCUAGACAUGUGCCCGGUUUUCUUUUCAAAUCCGGCUCCUGAUGGUGCUUUUCAGACCCUGAAAACCAAUCUCUCACUCCUUCUUCAAGACAAUUGGGAUUUAAUAAAAAUACAAAUUGUUUUGUAUAUUUUACUUAACUUUUCAACUGUUACACGUUACAGAUGUGCUGGUUCUCCAGCAAAAUUAAUUGUUCUAGAUUGUUUUGCUGUUUAAAGAUGAGCUUUCAUACCUCACUGAAUGGAUCCAUGGUCAGUGCAGUACAUUAGGAGGAGUGUGAAUGAAAUGUUAACUUGUGGUAAGGUACCAAGAGUUUGAGGUUUCAGUUCCAUUAAACGACACCUAGUUUUUGUCUUUAAUGUAGGACAUGUUUCCUGAGCAAUAACAUUUUUUUUCUCCCUGUCAUUAAUUACAAUAUUUGAAUUGAGAUACUGAACCUGUUGCUCUGAUUUAAGUGGCCACGGCAAUGAAGUGGGCCUUUGUACAGAAUGGUGGAUUAGUAGGUGCUUAGGGCAGCCAGCGUGUUAGAUAUAGCAAACUGAGCUCUGAAAGUUUCCUUAAAAUCCUGUUAAUUAUUAUUAUUUCUUGUUUGUUUUGGCUUUUCUUGUAGCUUGUAUCAAAUUUUGCAGUUUAUAUUGUGGAAUAAAAUCCUUGGUUACAACAAAA
Molecule: messenger RNA, 5492 nt
Organism: Rana temporaria (common frog)
Lineage: Eukaryota; Metazoa; Chordata; Amphibia; Anura; Ranidae
Gene: KDM5B
Product: lysine demethylase 5B
Exons: 29
Coding region: 158-4774 (1538 amino acids)
Biological process (GO): chromatin remodeling
Cellular component (GO): nucleus
Molecular function (GO): histone demethylase activity; DNA binding
Source: RefSeq, a predicted model, not a curated record